AUGAGAGACGUUCUACGAGGAGUAACAUCCCUUUACAAUCCGCUUGGAUUUUAUUCGCCGCUAACUACAAGUGGGAAGAUCUUUCUACAAGAUUUGCAUAAAGAAAAAAUGAAAUUAGAUGAAGUUAUGUCUACGGUUAAUCUCGAACGUUGGAAGGAGAUCGUCAGUGCCAUAACAAAGGCGGUGCAGCAUCAACUCAUGUCUCAGCCAAGACAUUAUUUCCCUUCAUCGUCAUCUGAUAGAGAACUUCACGUUUUCUGCGAUGCGAGCCGCCGUGCUUAUGGCGCCGUUGCCUACCUUCAGCACAAAGGUAAAGGGGCAUUUGUAAUUGCGAAAUCAAGAGUUGCCCCCCUGAAAAACGAAAAGAAGGAAGGCGAACGGGAGAUAUCUAUUCCAGAAGCUGAAUUGAUGGCUGCGUUUAUCGGAACUCUCAUUGCCGAAACGGUCCUCGCAGCGCUGGAAUUGCAGGAGUUCAAGACGCAGGGGUACCUCUGGAGCGAUAGCCAAAUCGUCCACUUUUUUAUCUCUAAAUCCGAAGGCCAUCCUCGUCAAUUCAUCAUUAAUCGGGUGAAAAACAUCCGAGACUUCAAUCGACGAAGAGCCGCUACGUAG
Daphnia magna is the source of this 612-nucleotide messenger RNA. RefSeq lists its product as uncharacterized. Bases 1 to 612 code for a protein of 203 amino acids. The transcript has a single exon. The record is from RefSeq and is a predicted model, not a curated record. NCBI's taxonomy places the organism in Eukaryota, Metazoa, Arthropoda, Branchiopoda, Diplostraca, Daphniidae.